CAAGCACCCACUCGACUUGGUGGUUUUCGCCUUGCUAUGAUGAUAACGCCGGCUCCUGCUGGCACCGAGCCACGCCCCACCAGUUUGAAGAGCAGGCUUGUGGCUCUCCUCCCUCUGGCCUUCCUCCUCUCCGCCGCUCUUGCCGGCGCCGGCCUUGUCGUCCACCAGGCGGCAAAGCUCUUCGCCGGCUCCAGUCCAGAGGAGAAGUGGAACCUCGGCGACCUCGGGCUCUGCCGCGCGGAGGGCGCGUCCUGCCACGUGUGGGACUGCUGCGGCGUCAACGGCGAGCUUAAGCCCAUGUGGUGCAACCCUUUCGCGAGCGGGCAGAUCGGCAGCAUCGGCAAGGCGCGCUGCGUGGUGUGCGAGGAGGGCGUCGAGACGGGCAGCAAGGAGUUCCCCGGAACCCUCGUCGCCUGCGACGCGACCCAGCUGAACGCGCUCGGCAAGGAUGGCGGAGACAAGGUGGCGCUGCAGGCGGCGCAGAUCGCUGCCAACCUCGAGGCGGACCGCAUCAAGAGCUCGAUGGCGUACGUGCCCGCCGACGACGCGCGGGUCCGCUGAGCGAGACGCAGUCCCCCAAGAACCCACGUGCGCACGGAGAGCGGCUGGGGUUUGGGCAGCCGCCCGACAAGCGCGGUGUGAAGGCCUGCCGGCGAGUGGUGGUGUCGCUGGGAGGUCCGAGUGGCAUGAGGCGCCGCAGUUGAGCUUGGUGUGUGCGGUGUGUGCUCCGUCGGCGUAAUUCGCGUGUGGCGUGUCUCCGCGCUAGCCGUCUCGAGCCGAGAGUGGAGAGAGACGGGACUGCGCGCCUCGUCUCAGCUGCAUGAUUAGCGCGAGAAGUUGCUCAAGCUAUAGAGGCUGCCCAAGUAGUUGUGUCUGUGUUCUACCAGCGUGGCUAAUCAUCACACAUUGGACACCUUUAGAAUCGAAACAAAGCGGGCGGGCGACCGCGGACCGCGGUCGCCGCCCGCGUGCGCCGCUCACAGUCACACCCACGUCACUCCACAUGCGCCUGCUACUAAGGCACGCUAGACGCCAACGUGGCGAGAAGAUUGUAGACCGCAAAAUUAUCCGGGCUCCCUGUCGGCCCGAGCGCGGCGUCGUACGCGGAAAGCUGCACAAGCGCCAGGCAAGGAACGGCGAGGAGGAGGGCGGUGCCAAUUUCUACGGCGGCCUUUUUGCUCGAUGAUGGGCCCUCCUCGAUCACGAGUGGAGCCUCCUCGCCAUGCAGCCCGCGCAUCCGCAGGUAGGCUUUGGCAUCCAAGGCUGGGGUGGCGGCCGGCUUAGCGUGCGCCGACGAGUCUGAGUCUGCAUCGCAGGUGGAAACUGUCUCCUCGAGGAGGGAGAGUACCGGGCGUGGACGACGACGGAGACGCGACGUGCGCCGAUUCGAUGAAACGGUGAGAGCGCAGGUAGAGGCGACGAUAGCCAGGAGCGCCACAGCGCGAAACGGUGCCGACAUAUGGACGCACCUUGAUUGCAAG
Emiliania huxleyi CCMP1516 is the source of this 1481-nucleotide messenger RNA. RefSeq lists its product as hypothetical. The coding region runs from base 37 to 561 and encodes 174 amino acids. The transcript has 2 exons. The record is from RefSeq and is a predicted model, not a curated record. NCBI's taxonomy places the organism in Eukaryota, Haptophyta, Isochrysidales, Noelaerhabdaceae.